This is a messenger RNA of Scleropages formosus (Asian bonytongue), 1912 nucleotides long. Its product is annotated as nucleoporin SEH1-like. The transcript has 9 exons. The record is from RefSeq and is a predicted model, not a curated record. NCBI's taxonomy places the organism in Eukaryota, Metazoa, Chordata, Actinopteri, Osteoglossiformes, Osteoglossidae. Bases 244 to 1389 code for a protein of 381 amino acids. Gene Ontology annotation, molecular function: protein binding; structural molecule activity. Gene Ontology annotation, cellular component: nuclear pore outer ring; Seh1-associated complex. Gene Ontology annotation, biological process: cellular response to amino acid starvation; positive regulation of TORC1 signaling.
ACUCCGCUUCACACAGUGAUGUUCGUGUGCCCCCGCGCGUUCUCUUCGUGAAAGUGCGACGUGCACGCCGGGCGCGCGCCCCCGCCGCCUGCGUGCCUGCGUGCGUGCGCGCCGCCGCCGCCGCCGAGCCUUGCAGCCUAGUUCUGUGUUGAGGUCGGGGGAAGUGAGGCGGGUCGCGGGGGAGAAGAGCGUCGCUUUCCCUCCAGAAGAGCCGCUCCGGACACGGGCUGUGGUGCGGCCGGCAUGUUCGUGGCGCGGAGUAUCGCGGCGGAGCACAAGGACCUCAUCCACGAUGUGUCCUUCGACUUCCACGGCAGGAGGAUGGCGACGAGCUCCAGCGACCAGUCUGUGAAGGUGUGGGACAAAAGUGAGGAUGGAGAGUGGCAUUGCACUGCCAGUUGGAAAACUCACAGUGGGUCAGUGUGGCGUGUGACGUGGGCCCAUCCAGAGUUCGGCCAAGUGCUGGCCUCCUGUUCCUUCGACCGGACAGCUGCCAUUUGGGAGGAGCUCGUGGGCGAGUCGAACGACAAACAGCGUGGGCAGAGGCACUGGGUCAAGAGGACCACGUUGGUAGACAGUCGGACGUCAGUAACGGAUGUGAAGUUCGCACCCAAACACAUGGGUCUCGUGGUGACGACGUGCUCAGCGGAUGGUGUGGUGCGGAUCUAUGAGGCGCCGGAUGUGAUGAACUUAAGCCAGUGGUCUCUGCAGCAUGAGAUCUCCUGCAAGCUGAGCUGCAGUUGCAUCUCGUGGAACCCCUCUAGUUCCCGAGCCCAUCCCCCGAUGAUCGCAGUGGGCAGUGAUGACAGCAGCACCACUUACAGCGGGAAGGUUCAGAUCUACGAAUAUAAUGAAAAUACAAGAAAGUACGCCAAAGCAGAGACCCUGACGACAGUCACAGACCCGGUGCAUGACGUUUCCUUCGCUCCAAACCUCGGGCGCUCCUUCCACGUGCUGGCGGUGGCCUCCAAGGAUGUGCGAAUCUUUAAACUGAUACCUCUCAGCAGGAAGGAGAGUAUCCCUACAGGACCCACCAGGUUUGAGGUGCAGGUGGUGGCACAGUUUGACAGCCACAACUCCCAGGUGUGGAGAGUGAGCUGGAACAUCACCAGCACCCUUUUGGCUUCCUCCGGGGAUGAUGGCUGUGUUCGGCUCUGGAAAGCCAACUAUAUGGACAACUGGAAAUGCACAGGUGUCCUGAAGGGGGACGGCAGUCUAGUGAACGGAGCACCCAGUCAAGCGAGCUCCCUUAGCUCAUCAGUGGGAACUCCUACUCAGGGCUCCCUGAACGGGACUUCUGCUGGUCGGACUGGAACGAGGACCUCUUUCUCCCCUCCGAUGCCAGGACUGCAAUCUCCAAAGAUACACCAGCACACUGCGUACUACUAAUCCCUGAAAGCCACAACGGGUGGUUGACCGUGUGCUUACCGCCUGGUGCUCAGUGUGGCCCUGUUCUUCUGAAAAUCUGAAUGGAGGUGCUCUUUUGUGUCUGGACUACGUCUGAACACUGCCCACAAGACGUACUCCAGCAGCAACGUGUCUACUGUGUUCUGACAUCUGUUGAUUGGGUGUUUCUUGCUUGAGCAGUUGCCUAACUCUGUAAGCAGUAUUUUUACAUUCAUGUCUAGAUUUCUUUUAAAACUUUGUAUUUGCCUUAAAGAUGCAAUACAUUUGUUUUGUUUGUGCUCUUUUACCUAAAACAUGUUUGUAUCUCCUUUAAUCUUGAGUUGAUAAUGGGUUUAAAGUGAUUAAAUGUUUAUCAACAUUCCAGUUAAAAACUCAAUACACUGAAUAACAGAAGCCUUUUCUGUUUGCAAAAAAGCACAUUUCUGCAAUACUUUACUCUUUCAUGUUGUAUAUUUUACCUCUCUGAUUAAAGAUUUUUGGGCUAUUCAUUUUCAGUAAAGAAAAA